Cheilinus undulatus (humphead wrasse) is the source of this 2055-nucleotide messenger RNA. RefSeq names its product BRISC and BRCA1 A complex member 1 (gene babam1). Gene Ontology annotation, cellular component: BRISC complex; BRCA1-A complex; nuclear body. The record is from RefSeq and is a predicted model, not a curated record. The coding region runs from base 153 to 1283 and encodes 376 amino acids. The transcript has 9 exons. NCBI's taxonomy places the organism in Eukaryota, Metazoa, Chordata, Actinopteri, Labriformes, Labridae. Gene Ontology annotation, biological process: protein K63-linked deubiquitination; positive regulation of DNA repair; double-strand break repair.
GAUACUGACCUCCAUACUCCUGGACCCCGAUGUCUGCAGCAGUGAUUUAGUUCCUGGUUUUCCUACAGCUGAACUUCCAACAGAGAGAGUGGAUGUUUUCCUCAGUUGCCCUGCCCGGUGUUAUUGCAUUAACUUGAAUUGCUACUGUACCCAUGGAGACACCAGAGCCGGGCCCAGCAGACGGAGAGGAGCGUCUGGUGGAGCUGCGACCACGGACACGCUCAAAUCCUGAGGGUGCAGAAGACCGCCGCAGCAGCACAGGCAGCCUCGGAGGAAACAGUAACCCCAACAUCUCUCAGCCUGCAGUGGGGAGUCGUGUUGAGGGGGAGGGCGAGGCCUCAACCAGUGACAGUCCUCCAAGUUCCACCACCACUACUGUCUCAACAGCCUCAGCUCAGACGGCUGCUCCCACUGCAGCAGUGACAGCAGCAGCUGCUGCCAGCGCCACAGUGCCAUUGCCCACUUCUUCUGCAGCCAAAGAGAGGCCGAAACCUGCACAGCAGCAACAAACACUAACAACAGUUCCUCCUCCUGCAGAGUACCAGCUCAGAGUUCCUCGCGUCAACUGUCCAGAGAAAGUGAUCAUCUGCUUAGACCUUUCUGAGGAGAUGUCUUUGCCAAAGUUGGAGUCUUUCAAUGGAUCAAAAACAAAUGCACUGAACAUUUGCCAGAAGAUGAUAGAGAUGUUUGUCAGAACUAAGCACAAGAUUGACAAACGGCACGAGUUUGCCCUCGUAGUAGUCAAUGAUGACGCUCUGUGGCUUUCAGGAUUCACAUCUGACCCCAGAGAGCUGUGCAGCUGUCUGUAUGACCUGGAGACCAAUGUGUGCGAGUCCUUCAAUUUGGAAGAUCUUCUUAAUGUAAUACGUCAAAAAAUUGAGCUCCCAUUGAUGGAGAACGUUCAGACUAUCCCUCCUCCAUAUGUGGUGCGGACAUUGCUCAUCUACAGCCGCCAUGCAGGGCAGCUUCAGUUUAACCCUUCAGAGGCUUUUAGUAAAAUGCUCCAGUCUCCAUAUUUUUUCUUUGAUGUGGUUUAUCUACAUAAUGGAGUGGAAGAUCAGGGGGAUGAGACCAGUUGGAGGGACAACUACACAUCUUUCUGCAACCUGGACUCAAAAGGCAUGUGUUAUCGCUUUGAGGUUUCCCUGGGUGGACCUGCCAUCGAAUUGCACAACUGCAUGGCCAAACUUCUGGCUCAUCCUCUGCAGAGACCUUUUCAGAGCCAUGCGUCAUACAGCCUGCUGGAGGGGGACGACCCCCAGGACAUUGAGGCAACAGUCUGAAACUGUCUACACUCCCAAUGCUCUGUUUCCUUGUAACAUUAACACACUGUAGUUCCACAGAAAACAGGUUAUUUCCAUGUACAUCACAUCCCUAGAGGCUUAUUAAAUUUAAUGUGCUCAAAUACUAUGGAAAAAUCCAGCAAAAACAAUGAGAGGAGUCACCACGUUAUAAGAACUCAGCUGUUGUGUUUCCGUUCAGAGAAAACAAAAUGGGUCAAGGAUUUUUUUUCCUAAGUUGGGGAAGUUAUAGAGUCAUCCAUUUGGUAAACUAUCAGGAGUUUCCUGAAGAUUAGCUGACAAAAUAGUUGAAGGUAAUGAUUGAAAUUAACAAGUAAUAUCAGUGGUUAUAGCCUUUGGCUUUGUUAAAAGUAUCCCUUAAUGUUCAUUUUUCUUUCAGAUCACGGACCACUUUGGGCCAUCAGUAAAUCUUAAAAGGUUGAAUUCAGUUUGCUCACCUUACAGUAACCAUAACUGGCUUUUCGAGACUAUAAAACUGAAUGGAAUCAUAUUUUUAUUAACUGUAUCACAGAGGUCUCUACUUCUUUUCUAUUGCCUUUCCUUUUAGUAAAUAAUUUCCACCUUUUGUUGCCUGUUUUAAUGUGAUUUUUAUUUUAUAAGGUGUGUUCUCAAUCAUUUUUUCUUUCUUUUACAAGAAAAACAAAAACAGAAGAAUGUACAGUAAUGUGGAUGGGGCUCCUCUUAGACAGUGAUCUCUGUGGCACUGAUUUUGGAAAAUGCAUGUUGCUGCACAAUAAAAACGUUUUUGAUCACA